GAUGACUAAAGCCUUGCUGGAGAAAGAUGGCGUGAACUGGCGCCAGACGCUCCCACCAAUCCCUACAGUCCCUGUUUCUGCCCAGAUGAGGUGGAGCAGUCCUUCUGCCGGAGCCCCCAGGGCAAACACUCCUCCUGCAACUGCACCACAGGGAGGACCAGACCAAACUGCUGCUGACACAGAGAGAGCUCGAACUCUAAAGGAAGAAGGAAACGAACUUGUAAAGAAAGGAAACCAUAAAAAAGCAGUUGAGAAGUAUAGUGAGAGUUUAAAGCUCAACCAGGAAUGUGCAACUUACACCAACAGAGCUCUCUGUUACCUGACUCUGAAGCAAUACAAGGAAGCAGUACAGGACUGCACAGAAGCUCUGAGGUUAGAUCCUAAAAACGUUAAGGCACUCUACAGACGUGCUCAAGCACUUAAAGAACUGAAGGAUUACAAAUCAAGUAUUGCCGAUGUCAAGAGCUUGUUGAAAACUGAACCAAAGAACACCGCUGCACUGAGAUUACUGCAAGAACUCAAGAGAGCCUAG
Messenger RNA from Tauraco erythrolophus (red-crested turaco), 532 nucleotides. NCBI's taxonomy places the organism in Eukaryota, Metazoa, Chordata, Aves, Musophagiformes, Musophagidae. The record is from RefSeq and is a predicted model, not a curated record.